Polypterus senegalus (gray bichir) is the source of this 1191-nucleotide messenger RNA. RefSeq names its product interleukin 11a (gene il11a). Gene Ontology annotation, cellular component: cytoplasm. The transcript has 4 exons. Bases 234 to 812 code for a protein of 192 amino acids. The record is from RefSeq and is a predicted model, not a curated record. NCBI's taxonomy places the organism in Eukaryota, Metazoa, Chordata, Cladistia, Polypteriformes, Polypteridae. Gene Ontology annotation, molecular function: growth factor activity; cytokine activity. Gene Ontology annotation, biological process: positive regulation of MAPK cascade; positive regulation of cell population proliferation.
CUCGCAAAGGUAUAAAGGAAGUCUCGAACAUGUCUGUGCGAUUCACAGGCGCAAAGCGACGCAUCCACAGGCAGAGAGCGCAGCUCACCGUGGGAGUUAAGGUGUAACUCACUUAGCGCGUCUGAACCCCUCAAAGACUGUUGUGUCCUCCUAACCUGCUCACAGAUCCACGCAUCGGCGACUGUGUAAACCACGUGGAGAAGUGAUUGGAGACGACCAAACAUCGAAUCACCAUGAGAUUAUCUCUCGGCCAAGCACCCCUUGCGCUGCUGUCAGUUUUUGCGAGCCUCACUGGAGUAACUUCAGCACCAUUCCGCUUCCAUCCUGACUUUGACGUCUUGGUGAAUCAUGCACAGGCGCUGCUAAAGGAAAGCAAGCAAGCUCUCCACCUUUUGAAAAAAGUGUCCAGCCUUGAAGGCGAACACAAGCUGGAGUCUCUGCCGGUUUUGGCGGCAAGUGCAACAGACAUGUCCAACAUACAAGUGAAAGCAACACUCUCCAAGCUGCUCUCCGACUUGCGCUCCUAUGAGAAGCAUAUAGAAUGGGUGAAAGCUACAAGUGAGAAACAUCAUCACGUCCAGCUUCCCAAAAUGCAUGCAGUUUUGUCACGGCUGCAGAACUUUGCUGGCAGUCUGGAGCACCAGAUAGUGAAGUUGGGACUUGUCCUACCAAAGACCCCUUCUCCAGCUCUUCCCCCUUUGAACUCCAAUACAUGGAGUGUCAUUCAGGCAUCACAUGCCAUUCUGCAAAACCUCCGCCUGUUCUCGGAUUGGGCAGUGCGAGCGCUGCUAGCCUUGACAGGGAAGGUAUGAUGGACCAAAGUACCUGGACCACAGAGGAACAGCACAGCAGAAACGAGAGGGCUGAAUAAAAUACUUGAAUGGACAAUAUUCACUUAUAGUUUCAAGUUGGAAAAACCUUUCAACUUGGCCAUGCACUGGUCUGAACAGUCAGGUAGGACAACGCCCUAUAUUACCUGACCAGUCAUGAGGGAGAGAUAUGGAAGACUCGGGUGACCCUCAAGACAAGGCAGAAGAAAUGACAUCCACUGUAGUCACCAAUCUAAAAAUGCCUGUGAGCUGCUUAAAUCUUCCUACUCUGUCUGGGCCAAUUGGACUCAGGUUCUGGGACCAUAUUGUAGGGGACAUAAAUGUGUCUUAUUUAAUAUUUAUUAUUAUUAUUAUUAUUAUU